Messenger RNA from Pelecanus crispus (Dalmatian pelican), 1411 nucleotides. RefSeq names its product sorting nexin 8 (gene SNX8). Gene Ontology annotation, molecular function: phosphatidylinositol binding. NCBI's taxonomy places the organism in Eukaryota, Metazoa, Chordata, Aves, Pelecaniformes, Pelecanidae. Gene Ontology annotation, biological process: early endosome to Golgi transport; intracellular protein transport. The record is from RefSeq and is a predicted model, not a curated record. Gene Ontology annotation, cellular component: early endosome membrane.
AUGUCCUACUGUACCAAAGAGAGAGCUUGCUCAGAUUUGGCAAAGCCUCCAGUAAAUGAACCGAGGGAACCGGAACAGUUUCUAAUGCAGGCGCCCCAGGGAAAUCCACUGCUGCUUUCCCACACCCUACAAGAGCUAUUGAGCAAGGAUAGUGUGCAGGUGGAGCUUAUACCUGAGAAGAAAGGCCUUUUUCUGAAACAUGUGGAAUACGAGGUUUCCAGCAAGAGAUUCAAAUGCUCAGUCUACAGGCGAUACAAUGAUUUUGUGGUGUUCCACGAGAUGCUUCUUCAGAAGUUCCCAUAUCGUAUGGUGCCAUCACUUCCACCAAAGAGGAUGCUGGGAGCUGAUCGCGAGUUCAUAGAAUCUAGGAGGAGAGCGCUGAAGCGUUUUAUAAAUCUGGUGGCUCGACAUCCCCCUUUCUCAGAAGAUGUGCUCUUGAAACUCUUUCUGUCGUUCAGUGGCUCAGAUGUACAGAAUAAGCUAAGAGAGUUGGUCCAGGGAGUAGGAGAUGAAUUUAUGACCUGCAGAUUAGCUACCCAGGCCAAGGACUUCCUUCCAGCUGACAUACAGGCCCAGUUUGCUGCCAGCAGGGAGCUCAUCAGAAAUAUUUAUAAUAGCUUUUAUAAGCUUCGGGACCGUGCAGAGAGGAUAGCUUCUCGAGCCAUUGAUAAUGCUUCAGAUCUUCUCAUAUUUGGAAAGGAGCUAAGUGCUUUGGGCUCAGACACUACACCGCUUCCUUCCUGGGCGGCUUUGAAUAAUAGCACAUGGGGGACUCUGAAACAAGCCUUGAAGGGUCUGUCUGUUGAAUUUGCACUGCUGGCAGAUAAGGCUGUGCAGCAGGGUAAACAGGAAGAGAAUGAUGUGGUGGAGAAGCUGAACCUUUUCCUGGAUUUACUCCAGUCCUAUAAAGACCUGUGUGAAAGACAUGAGAAGGGGGUGUUGCACAAGCACCAGCGAGCAUUGCAUAAGUACAGCAUGAUGAAGAAGCAGAUGAUGAGUGCCACUGUGCAGAACAAAGAACCAGAAUCAGUGGAGCAAUUGGAGUCUCGGAUUGUGGAGCAAGAAAAUGCUAUCCUUACCAUGGAGCUGCGGAAUUACUUCUCUCUGUAUUGCCUGCAUCAGGAGACACAGCUUAUCCACAUCUAUCUGCCUCUCACGUCUCACAUUUUGGGGGCCUUUGUCAACUCCCAGAUCCAGGGUCACAAAGAGAUGAGUAAAGUUUGGAAUGAAUUGAAGCCGAAGUUGAGCUGCCUCUUCGUGGGAUCUAGCAAUAUGCCAACUCCACCAUUGUCACCUCCAGAGGGAAACUUCUUCUCCAAUUAAUGUUCUGACCAUCUAGCAUGGAGCAAUGGAGUGCAAUCAAGGAAGGGGUGGGACUUCUACCUCCAGAUGUUAGAAUGAAUCCUCCAAA